Molecule: messenger RNA, 11921 nt
Organism: Lymnaea stagnalis (great pond snail)
Lineage: Eukaryota; Metazoa; Mollusca; Gastropoda; Lymnaeidae
Source: the annotation of a GenBank genome assembly
CGCGCCGGACGUGUAGUGCGCAAGAUACACGUCCGGCGGCUUGUCACGUGACCGCCGGACAUGGCCGGACGGCUAGUAGUUUUUAUAAUUCCAAACGAAGUACGGUUUAGUACAUCUUGUGUGGUCUUGUGGUAGAGUGGUUGCUUGACGAUAGGGUUGCUCUAUACCGGGGAUAGGGUCGUUUUUUUUCUUCCCAUUUUAAUUAAAAUAUUUUGUAUAUAGUUAUAUUAUCAUGUUCCUCAGCAACAGUAGUUUCAUGAGAAGUUUUUUAAUAUUUUGUAGCAAUUGAAAUAAUUUAAAAUGAAAUCUUUAACUUUUAUUGGUUGCCACACUGGCCCCUAAUUUAUUUUAUGGAUUACUGGUACACAAAAAAUAACAAACUAAACAAAAAUGUUUACAAGUUUCUUUUUCUAUUAUUUGCAUUCAAGAUACUCAGUACAUUACUUGGUAGAGAAAUAGAUUUUAAAAUUAACAAUAGUUUUGAAUUAUUCGCAGUCACGUGACAAGGCUGACCGACACGAUAUCUCUCGCCACUUUGUUACGGCGGUCAUGUGACUUGGUCGCCGGACACAUAGUGCCGGAGAUAGACGUCCGGCGCGCCGGACGUGUAGACACUGCCUACAUUAAAAAGCUAUAGUUCUCAGACCUGAUUGUUUUAUUGUGAUUUUAUUUAAACUGUAAGCUACGUCACCACUCGGCUACAUAAAUAUAAUAAUAUUAAUAUUAAUGAUAAAUAAGUGUAAUAAUAAAUAAUAAUAAUAAUUAAAACUUAAAAUUAAAACUAUUAUUAAUAUUAUUAAUAUUAAAAUUUUGAUUACUAAAUUACUAAUUUAAUUAUUACUACUACUACUGUAAUUCAUAAUGAUCAUCAUUGAAUCAUUACAUGAUGAUUUAAUGAAGCAAUUAUAUUAUAAUUAGAAAAAUAACAGUAACAGUAAUAUUUAGUAAUUACAUUAUUAUUAUGAUUAUAAUAAAUUAUACUUAUAGUUUAUACUUCCUUCAAUUCAAUUAUAUUCUUGUCAAUAAUAUAAACAUUCUUAUAACUAACUUAGAUCAAUAUUUCCAUCCAAAUUUGAAAUUAAUAGUAAUAGUAGUCUCACUCUCACUAUCAUAAUCAUGUUUUUUUAAUUUACCACCACAACCACCACUGCCACCACAUACAAGUCUUGACUUAAACCAAACUACCAUACAUAGACAUUGACAUAGAUAGAUCAUGAGUACAUUAGUUACCACCGGACCACCUGAUAUCAUGAAUUUUAGUUAAAGAUAAGCCUGCUUAAGUUGUCUAUAUUUUAAUGUUUAAAAUAAUUAUUUUCUUUUUUUUUCAGCCAAAAGUUAGAAAGAGUAUAAAAACAAGAUUUAUUUCACUUUCACUAAAGUAAAAGGCUGCACUACAGAUAUUGAAAUUAACCACAUAAUUGUAUUUGAAAAAAUGACAUCUGUAGGCCAAAAUGAUACUGAUUUCUGGCAAAACAAAUGCAAAGAACUUGAGAAAGUCAUCAAAACCUUAUCAAACCAUUGUAUGAGAGGUAAUCAGCUUACACUUACUUAAUGAAUUCUACUUAGUCUUAGUGAUUUAAAUUGAUUAAAUUAACAAGAUUAUGUAGAUUUUCAAAGUUUUAAAUCAGAAUAACAAUAACUAAUAACAUGCUAUCAUAAAGAAUAUUGAAAGUGAAGCAAUUGCCAAUUGCAAUUUUGUAGGUAAGCCUAAUUGUCAAUAUAUUUAAUCAAACUGGAGCCUUCCCCUCCUAAGCUUAAGUAUUAAAAAUUUCAUUUUAAUAUAAUCUGUAAAUGAUAUUUAAUUAAAUUAAUAAUAAAAAUCAAUAUUAAAUUAAAAAUAAGCAUAAUAAAAAUUACAAAUCUAUAGCCUAAAUUAACAUAAUUUUUUAUUGCCCAUGAUAGGAUUAUUUAACUAUUUUCAUCUUAACUUUUUGUGUCAAAACUUAUAUUUAUAUAAUAUAUAUAUUAUUUGAUAUGUGAGAUAUAAGACAGUUGAUUCUAGACCCAGGUUUAGCAAAAUCUUUGUGACUUUUAAUCUAUGCAAUUAAGCGUUAUCACAAUCCAAGUACAAUUUUUGCAUAAGUUUUUUUUCCCCCUUGAUUGAUAAUUGAUAGAAAAAAAUGUGAUUAACAUUUUUUUGAAUUGAAAGACCUUUUCUUAUACUUCCAGUGAUAGAUAAACAUGAAGAACUACUAGAUAACUACAAGAAGAACCAAAGUCAGGUGUGUACAAACUUAUAUAUAUAUGUGUGUGUGUGGUUAAGUUGCUGCCAUUUAUGUGAGUAAUGAAAUUUUUUUUCAUGACUGGAGAUAUGUAUGGCAUCUUUCCGUCUGCGGGAGACGAUAGAUUAUCUUGCUUGCUUGAUUUGCUUGCAGCUGUUGGUGUGGCUGGUGAGACCAAUCCUCGAGUGGCAGUCUCUGUUGCAUUUCCCACACACGAAUGCGGUGGAACAGUAUUUACCGGCCUUCCUCCUCGCUCUUUUUGCAGCUGUGUCCGACCUGUUUUGCUCCUUGGCAUGUAGUGAUCCUGCCUUCAUGAUGCCCCGCCAUGAGGAUCGAUCCUCUGCCAGCUCCUCCUAGUUUGAGAUGUCGAUGUUGGCCGACUUCAUGCCUCUUUUGCAUAUGUCUAAGUAUCUCAGACGAGGCCGUCCAACUAACCUUUUCCCUGUCGCCAGCUCGCUGUAUAGCACGUCCUUUGGUAUGCGACAAGGUUGCAUUCGCUUGAUGUGUCCAAGCCAGCGGAGGCGUCUUUGGAUUAACAUGGCUGAGACGCUACACAUGUUUGUUUGGGACAGGACAUCCGUGUUGGGGACUUUGUCUUGCCAUUUAAUUUCAAGGAUGUGGCGCAGGUAUCUGAGGUGGAAGCCAUUGAGCCUUCUUUCGUGGUUAGAGUAUGUGGUCCAUGACUCGCAUCCAUACAGGAGUGUGCUCAGUACGCAGGCCUGUUACACCUGCAGCUUAGUUCUUGUUGUGAGUUUGGCGUUUGACCAGACUCUUAUCUUCAGUCUGGCCAUAACAGUUGCGGCCUUCCCUAUCCUUCCACUUAUCUCAUCCUCCAUUGAGAGGGUGAUCAAUAUGUUGGAUCCCAGAUAUGUGAAUCUGUCAACAGUAUCCAAGUCGUAGUUGUCGAUGGCGAUAGUGGGGAGGGAGUCAGCGCCCUGCGUCAUAAUGUUAGUUUUCUUUAGGCUAAUUGUCAGGCCAAACUCUUUGCAGUGCGGCGGAUAGGCUGGAUACGAGGCUCUGCAAGCCGUCUGCUGUAUGAGAUACCAAAGCGGCAUCGUCCGCAAACAAGAACUCCCGCAGCAAGACCUUUCUUGUUUUAGUCUUAGCUCUAAGGCGGGCAAUGUUGAAUAAUUUCCCGUCAUCUCUAGUGUGGAUGUAUGUCCCCUCGCUGUUGAUUUUAAAGGCAUACUGGAGUAGGAUUGAGAAAAAGAUUGCAAAUAAAGUAGGAGUCAGCACGCAACCUUGCUUUACUCCACUACUCACUGGAAAAGAUUCUGAGGCGGCACCGUUAGAGCACACUGUGCCCUGCAUGUUUUUGUGGAACUGCUUGAUGAUGUUAAAUAAUGGAGAUAUUUGGUUGUAGUUUUCUUGGUAAACAAACAAUUGUUUCAGUAAAUCAUGUAUGUUUGUAAAUUAAUAGGUCCUUUUUUAAUUUGAUCUGUUCGUAAGUUAGAGUUAGUUCAGUGUUCAGAAAAAAAAAAAUUAUAUUGAGCAAUGGUUAUUUGGUAAUAGUUAUCUUUUUACUGCUUAGCAGCUUACCAUUUUCUUUUUACCUAAAAAUAGCUUUGUUCCAAACUAUUGGUAUUAAAAGGCAUUAAAUUAAUUAAUGGGUUUUUAAAAUUAUCUUAUCUGUUAAAAUAACCAAGUACAUAAGAUCCAAACUUUUAAAAAUCAAUAAUUUAACCCUCCCACUUACUCAUACUGCAUUGAUAGAUCCCUAUUAAAUAUUUAGUAUUUAUAGGCCUGUUAUUAACAAUGUAAUGUUUUUGUUGUUUUCUUAUAGUACAAUGUCUUAGUACAAAAGCUGAAAGAAAAGGGGGAACAAAUAAAAAAAGCAAAGGAAGGUUAGUAUAUAAAUAAAAUCUAUUUAAUAGACAUUUUAAAUUUUAUAUUUUUUCAAUUGAAUAAAAUAGAACAUUAUUUAAUAAUUUAAAUAAUUUAUGGAUUUUGUUACAAAAGCCUUUGAUUAUGUCAGUCGCAAAGGGCUAUUCAAAACAGUGGUAAAAAUCGGCUGUCCCCCUCACGUACUUGCCAUCAUCAGAGAGUUCCAUGAAAAUAUGCAGGGCACAGUGCAGUUCGAUGGAGCCAAGUCAGAAGCCUUUCCAGUCAGAAGCGGAGUUAAACAAGGUUGUGUACUCGCACCAACACUGUUCGCAAUAUUCUUCUCUGUACUACUUCGAUACGCAUUCAAGGAUAGCAGUGAGGGAAUCUGGUUACACACCAGAGCUGAUGGAGGACUUUUCAACACUGCCCGUCUCCAAGCCAAGACCAAAACGACAGAUGUCCUAAUUCGCGAGCUACUAUUUGCAGAUGAUGUGGCACUAACAGCACACAGAAACUGGUUUGCAACAACUGGUGUCAAGCUUCUCCAAUGCCUGUAAAGAAUUUGGUCUGCAAAUCAGCUUGAAAAAGACAAACAUUAUGGCCCAAGACACUCGACCUCCACCUAACAUAAAAAUCGAUAAUGAAAACUUGGAGGCUGUGGACAGCUUCACCUACCUGGGGUCCAAGGUCUCCAAUACACUGUCCAUUGAAGAAGAAAUUAACUGCAGAAUUGGCAAGGCAGCUGCCACAAUGGCUAAACUAAAUGAACGGGUCUGGCAAAACACCAAGCCUCCACCUAACAUAAAAAUCGAUAAUGAAAACUUGGAGGCUGUGGACAGCUUCACCUACCUGGGGUCCAAGGUCUCCAAUACACUGUCCAUUGAAGAAGAAAUUAACAGCAGAAUCGGCAAGGCAGCUGCCACAAUGGCUAAACUAAAUAAACGGGUCUGGCAAAACACCGAGCUAACGGAGAAAACUAAACUGUGCGUCUAUCGAGCUUGUGUCAUCAGUACACUACUAUACGGGAGCGAGACAUGGACCACCUAUACAUCCCAAGAGCGCAAGCUUAAUAGCUUCCAUAUGAGAUGCCUGCGUCGCAUCCUUGGUAUUAAAUUAAAAAAUUUAUAAAAAGUCUGUUUUUUUGGAUUAAUUGAGAGAAAUAGUAGAGUGUUAGGAGCCAUUAGACAAGAUUAAUUUUACAGCGCCCCCCCCCCCCCUCCACCGUUAUCCUUCUUUUUUUAACUCUGAAACCUAUUAUUUUAUUCAAUAAAGUAAUAAAUAUCAAACAUUUUUUGGCGUCCCUAACUAAUCUGGCACCCAGGAAAAUCUGCCCCACCCCCUCCUGCCAGCUACGCUUCUGGUUGAAAUAUGUUAUAAAGCUCUACCUAAUAGCGUGAAUUUAAAAUGUGAACCAAACAAAAUAAAACCAAUACCUACCAGUUGGCUAUUAAUAGACCUACAUCAGAAAAGGUUUAUUUUAAGCUAUUAUUAUUACAUGAGAAGUAGGCUACCCCAGCAGCACAUUAUAUUGGACCUAUAUUAAGAUUUAGGGUCUAUAUUUGUGUGAACUAUUGGCUAUAACUAAUUAUCACCCUCACUAUCAUUUUUAUCCUUUUUCUCUUGCUCUCAGUAUUUCUUCCUUCUAGUAUGCAUCCCUUAUGCCUAUUUAUUGAAAUAAUGUAAACUCGAUGCCCACAAGCAAUAAAUUGAUUGUGGGCCCUUAAGAUAUAGAAGCAUCUCCGCCGCCAUUUUUCUAAUCGACUACUAGUGGCCACUUGAUAAGGCUAACGGAUAAAUAUUUCACGCAACUUUGUUACCGCGGUCAUUUGAUGUGGUCACAGGUCGAAUAUCUCGAGAACUUAUUUGUCUGCUUGCCGCACGUGUAGAAACUUCGAAAAUAAAAUUCAGCCUGGCUGAGAAAUAAUUUUAUUGUAAAAUUGUUUGUGUGCUAAUUAUAAUAUUAUUUUGGCAUUUAACAUAUAGGUCUAAUUAUGUCUAUAUUACCAUUAUAAAAGUUUUAAUUUAGUUUCCGUACAUGAAAUGGCAAGAAAAAGUGACUAAUAGUGAGGUCCUAAUGCGUGCGAAUACCCAAAGCAUGUUCACAAUCCUUAGUGAAAGACGCCUGAGAUGGCUAGGUCAUGUUAAAAGAAUGAGUCCCGGCCGCAUUCCGAAAAACCUCCUAUAUGGUGAACUUGCUUCGGGAAAGAGGAAAACAGGUCGCCCACGUCUGAGAUUUAAAGAUGUCUGUCAAAGGGACAUGAAAGCAGCCAAAAUACAUACCAGUGACUGGGAGUAUAAGGCAGAAGACCAAUCUACGUGGCGCACAGUUGUCAAAGAGGGUGUCAUGGUAGCCGAGGAGCGAAGAAUGGAAGAGGCUGCAGACAGAAGGGCUAGGAGAAAGGCCAAAAUAUUUAGUAGCACGGAACUCAUGUGUAUAAAUUGUGGUAGAGACUGUCACUCAAGGAUAGGACUGCACAGCCACUCGAGAAAAUGCAUCCCAACCCAACGGUGAUGCACCAUCGUCUCACGAGACGGAUGGAUGCCGAUGAAAAAAAUUUUAUGGAUUACAAUAAUAUUGCAAUUAAUAAAACAAACCAUUUGAUCAAAGCUACGAUAGAAAUCAAUUUUUAAAAAUGAAAUCAUGAAAGUUAUGAAAGUACUAAAAUUUAUUUAAAUUCCACUAUUGAGCUCUUGGUAUUAAUCAAGUGUAUUAGGCUGUCAUGGUUAGAGGAAAAUAUUUCAAGUAGUUGUUUAUUUAUUUGACUAUGAGAAAAUGGCUCUGUGUAUAUAAAUAAUACAUUUCAGUUCUGGGACCAGUGACACAGGAAUAUGAGGCUCUCAGAGAAAAGUAUGAAAUUGCUGUGCGCUGCCAAUAUGAAGCAGAGCGCUUUGCAACUCAGGUAUUUGAUACUUUUUAUUUUAACAAUAGGAUUAUUGAAACAGUAAUUUCAUCUAUAAAGUUAAAAGUUACGUUUCAUCUGAUAAAUGUCUCUCAUUGAAUCUGCUAUGCAUUUUUAUACAUUUUAUUAAAACAAUUGUUAAAAUCUACAGGUGAACAGCAAAAACAAGGUUUUAAAACGUCAAAGUCAGAUGUUAUUGGACAAAGUUAGUGGUUUUAAUGUUGUUGAGUUCAAUUUUGGCAAUGAGGAGGAUGAUGAUGAAGAAAAUGAGUACAUUAAAAAACUGAGCUUACAAGUUGAAGGUAAAUCCAUUUUUAAAAAAAUAUAAUUCUCCAACUUUUCCUUUGGGUUUAUUUCAACUAUAUAAGCAAAAAUUAGUUAUUAACAUCAACUAUUAAUUUUUAAUGUGAUCUCUCUCUAUGACAUCGCUAAUAUGAAAAUGAGGUUCUAUUGCCACCCAAAUUAACAUAUUCUAAUGAUAUUUUGUUCGUAGAGCUUGAGGAAAAGUCAAGCACAUUGUAUGCAGAACUUAAAGAAGUGCAAACUAACUAUGCUAUUGAACUAGAUAGAAACAAUGAAAUGCAUAAGCAGAUUGAAUCCCUGAAGAAAACUAUUGCCAAGUAUGAAGAAAAUGUGGCACUCUUGACCAAGACAUCUGAAGCUGCAUUCAAUGAAUACAAACAUCUGGAGGAACAGUAUGAGAGGGAGAUAACUGAUCGGGCUAAUGCUGAAAAGAUUGCCCAUAAUGUCAGUAUAUACAUGAGAUUUAUUUUAACAUACUAAAAGCACUUUAUAUUUUUCAAGUUAAAAAAAUAUUUAAUUAUUUGGCUUGAUUAAAAUCCUGUUUUUUUUGCCAGUGUGAGGGUGUUUGAUAGACUAGCUACUUUAAAAAAUAUUUCUCACCAGUCUUAAUUGCAAAAAUCUAUUUAAAAAAGUGUUAAGCAAUUAUGGUUAAUGUUUUUUUGAGGGGGGGGGGGGGUAGGAGUUGUUGUUCAAAGAGGGGGCAAAAAACUAGUCCCUUUUCUCAAACUUAAAUUUAAAAUUUAAAAAAUUAUAGACUAGCUACUUUAAAAAAUAUUUCUCACCAGUCUUAAUUGCAAAAAUCUAUUUAAAAAAGUGUUAAGCAAUUAUGGUUAAUGUUUUUUUGAGGGGGGGGGGGGUAGGAAGUGUUGUUCAAAGAAGAGGCAAAAAACUAGUCCCUAUUCUCAAACUUAAAUUUAAAAUUUAAAAAAUGAGUCCAUGUCUUCUCCAACUUGCUAAUGCCUCUUUACAGCACUAAGACUGAUAAGAUCGCUGUGAUAUGCUAGUGUUAAUAUCCCUUUGUAGUUUAGUGAGGCAGAGUAUUGCUUGGAAGCAUUUUAAAUAAACAUGACAAAAACAUUGCCUUCCUCUUUCAGUUAUAUGGAGAGAGGGAAGCAGCCAGAAGACAGAGUGCUAUGCUAAUGAAAGAUAUUGCAGGGGAGAGGAAGCUAAUGGAAGCUCUUAUUGAAAUUGAAGAGCUAACCACCAAAAUGGAAACCAUGAGGAAAGACUUUGAGUACAAAGUAAAAGAAGGAAUUGUUUUGUCUCAAAAGUUUUUGUAUCGUAUCACGAUAUAUUAUUUUAUCAUAAUAUAUCACUAGUAUCAGUUGAUCCAAUGAUUUAUUUAUCCCUGCUUUCCCUCAAAUGUUCUGAGAAGGUACAAACUUGAAAGUCCUUAUAUGUGCUCUAUGUUUGUUAAAAUCAAGGAACAUAAUUGUUUUACUGAUUUUGGAGACCAGAUUCUGAUUCUAAGGGAAGAUAAUAAUUUUAAAGCUGUCAAGGAGUGAAGUUAAAAAAUGGGUUUAUCAAAAUAUUUUGCACAAAUUCUGAAUAUGAAUUUUGAGACAAAGUCUAAUUUAUUGUAUGCAAUUUUAUUAUUAGUCAUUAAGUUUUGUGAAACAAAAACAAAUUUCUUUCAAAGAUUCAACUUCUGGAAGAUCAAUUGAAAAGUGAGACAGAUAAUCCUACCUCUCAGUCUUUGGAGGGUGAAAACUCAUCUCUACUGCAAGAAAGAGAUUCACUACUAAUGAAACUCACUGAGGCUGAAAAGGCAGCAGAAGAUCAGAGAUCCCAAUACUUGUUAAUCCUUAAAAAGUGUUAGUGUUUUAUAUGAUUUGUUUUUUAAUAUUGAUAGUUUUUGCCUCAGAUAAAGUGAAAAAAAAAUGAAUAACAUGACUUGUCAAGGGUCAGUUACUUUUGUCAACUGUUGUCAAACCUAAAUUUUAGCAUACAACUAUUUAUAUAUCAUAUCAAAGAUCAUAAUCGAUAAUUUGAUUGAAAUUCAGUGAACUACUCAUUAGUGGUGCUACUAAUUCUACCUGUAGGCAUACACUUUUUUUUUAAAAGUUACAGUUUAUAGGCUUUGGCCAUUUCUGAAAAUAAUUUUUUAAAAGGAGUUAACUAAAACAAACCAGUGGGGAAAAUGUUCAGGGUAAAAUUAUUUACUUGAUAUGAGUGCAUGAAAUCCUGUAAUAUAGAUUAUAAGAAUUGCUUCCUUAAUGCAUUUGCAGAUGAAGAGCUUGAAACAAAAUAUGAAUAUGCUCUUUCACCUCCACCACCACCUGCUCCUCCACUACCACCUCAAAUGAGUAAAUCAGGAGGGUAAGACUCCUAAAUGUAUACCGGUAUAUAUUUUACUCAGAUUCUGUAAAUAAUUUUAGACAUUAUAAAUAUUAAAUUAUCUUACAUUUUAAUGAUUUUGCUUUCUGUUUGUUCAGAUUUCUGGCAAAAAUUACAGGUGGAGGCAGAAAAAAACAGAAAGAACUCACUCAGAAACGAUGUAGGUAUAUUUAUUACGAGGUGAUUCCACCCAUUAACCCAUUUUUCUUCCCUUUUUCUAAAAUGAGACCUCUCAUCCAAGCAAUUUUUUUCCAGUUGUCUGCAUCCCCCCCUCGCGCCCCCCCCCCCCCCCCCAAUAUAUCAGUUUUCUAGUAGCCUUUUUAAUCUGAUAAAACAUUUUUUUUUCCCAACAAAAAUGUUAAGUUGUAAUAUUUAUUAUAUGGCCUGAUUGUAAUUUAAUCUUUCUAAAUGUUCUUUAAAAGUGCAACUGGGGGGUGCUGCUGUUAAUAAUGACUAUUCCAAGGCUGUUGAUGAGAUGAUGAAACGUAUCCAGCAGGGAAACAUUGGCCUUAGACCUGUCCUCAAGUCACGAACGGUAACAGCAUCUUUCAUUUAUUAAAUUUGUCCCUUCUUUAAAUGACAUUUAUUUUACAAUUUGUUCCCUAUUAAUCAAUAUUGUUUAUGAUAAUAUUUUGUUAAAUUAUCAGAAAUGUUUGACUGAUAUUGUUAACUAUACGAUAAUUCAAUUGGAACUGAGAGGAAAAAUGACAAUGUGAAGUUGAAUUCUUUUAUCCUUUUAAUUUUAAUGCAAACAAUUUUGAUUUUAUUCUAGUUUCACUAUUUCACUGAUAAAUAUUUUUCUAAAACAAUUUUUCUCCCCUUUUUUAUUAGGCGUCCUGUCCUGACCAAGAUGCUACUGAUGGAAAGGCAAUGAUGGAGCUCCAAGGCAUUCUAGUAAGAUUUGGUUUUAAAAAUCAAUUACUAUAAUGCUAUUUUAAAAAAUAAUAAUAUAUAUUUUAUAAUUAUAUAAUACAUAAGAAUGUUUUGUUUUUUUCAAGAAUAAAAUGAAAAAGGCCAGAAGUGAAGAUGAUUUGUCAGUGUUUGAUGAUGAACCGAAAAUUGAUGAGAAUACAGAAUUGUUCCAGAAAUUCAAACAAAUCCAAUCAAAUAAAGGUACCGGUAGUAGUCAACAAUAAAAGUUAGCUAUUCAAUAUUUGCUUCAAAUGUGAUUUAAGUAUUAUGAUAAAACACACAAUUUUCUUGUUUUUGAGUUGAUGUUUUUUUCUUAUUUUUAAAUUUUAUUACACUUUAAAUUAUAAAAUUAAAUUACAGCUUCAAGUACUCCUGAACUUAUUGUGAUGAUUCAAAAUUGAAGCAUUUCUUACAUUUUAAUUUUUUAAAAAUAAUUUUAACAAAAAUAAGAUCAAAUUAAAUAUAAUUUUUAACCAAAAUAAAAGAGGGGCUGAUUCUUGCCAAAAGACUUUCAAAUAAUCUCUUCCAGUUCCAAUUAUUUCUUACAUUUGCUAUAAAUAGAAUUUUUUUUUAUAGUAGGUCCCAAACCUGCACCAAGACCUGCCCCUCGCAAGCUCUCUAUGAUUAAAGAUGAAGCAGAUGAAGAAAAAGCUUAAGUGAAAUUGGUAAAUCAUAGUCAGUAAUGGGGAAAAAGUCUUUUUUUUUUCAGUUUUUUUCCCAAUUAAAAAUAAGUUUAAGAAGUACAAUUAAUGCAUGACGACGUGUUCAGUAUUUAACUCCCCUUUAUAGGUAAAACAUUGCAGAAUAUUUAUUCACAAACAUGCAUAAUGUUACUCCAACGCAUCACCACUAAUUACUAUGCUAAGCUGUUUUUUUUCCCAUGCCAAUAAGACUUUGGGGGAAAGUGAUGAUACUGUAUGCAAAAAAAAAUCCAUUGAGAGACAACUCAAUAUCAGUUAACCAAGUUUUAAUCCUAUUGAUAAACAUUGUAAAUGGUCAAGUGAUCUAACCUUAUUACCAAACUCAAUAAAUGGUAAAGCGAUCUAACCUUAUUAACAAACUCAAUAAAUGGUCAAGCGAUCUAACCUUAUUAAAUUCAAUCAUCCACAAAAAUGCACCUAUCGUAUACAUGUCUCUGUGACCUCAAUUCAUCUUCCAUUACUUGAAGCAUCACAAUCUACCUUUAUAAACCUCUUCCCCCACCCCGAACCCAGGGGUCCUCAAUAGUGUAACUAGAAUCAUUGACUAAUAAUGUUGACUUAUUUGUUUUUGUAAAUAAAAAAAUUAAUUGAUUUAUCUCUAAUAUUCACAGGUGUGUUCUGAGCCACAUGAAUAUGAUGUUAUGGAUUGCAAUAAAAAAUCUUAUCAAAUUAGAAUUUGCUUUGACUUUGAAUAAAGUAAUUUAAAAAAAAAAAGAAAGAAC